Molecule: messenger RNA, 3987 nt
Organism: Felis catus (domestic cat)
Lineage: Eukaryota; Metazoa; Chordata; Mammalia; Carnivora; Felidae
Gene: EIF4E
Product: eukaryotic translation initiation factor 4E
Exons: 8
Coding region: 167-820 (217 amino acids)
Biological process (GO): translational initiation
Cellular component (GO): cytoplasm; eukaryotic translation initiation factor 4F complex
Molecular function (GO): RNA 7-methylguanosine cap binding; translation initiation factor activity
Source: RefSeq, a predicted model, not a curated record
AAACAAAAGAAAAAUUUUAAAUAUUGUUUUAAAAAACAUUAGGGGAGAGGCACGAGGUUGCUUAUUAUUAAGUGCUUACAGAGUCGGAUGCAUUUUCAAAGCUGGUUACAAUCAUUACCACAGCACACCCUUGUGAGGAGCGGUUGUGCGAUCAGAUCGAUCUAAGAUGGCGACUGUGGAACCGGAAACCACCCCUACUCCUAAUCCCCCGCCUUCAGAAGAAGAGAAAACAGAAUCUAAUCAGGAGGUUGCUAACCCAGAACACUAUAUUAAACAUCCUUUACAGAACAGAUGGGCACUCUGGUUUUUUAAAAAUGAUAAAAGCAAAACUUGGCAAGCAAACCUUCGGCUGAUCUCUAAGUUUGAUACUGUUGAAGACUUUUGGGCUCUGUACAACCACAUCCAGUUGUCUAGUAAUUUAAUGCCUGGCUGUGACUACUCACUUUUUAAGGAUGGUAUUGAGCCUAUGUGGGAAGAUGAGAAAAACAAACGAGGAGGACGAUGGUUAAUUACAUUGAACAAACAGCAGAGACGAAGUGAUCUGGAUCGCUUUUGGCUAGAGACACUGCUGUGCCUUAUUGGAGAAUCUUUUGAUGACUACAGUGAUGAUGUAUGUGGAGCUGUUGUUAAUGUUAGAGCUAAAGGUGAUAAGAUAGCAAUAUGGACUACUGAAUGUGAAAACAGAGAGGCUGUUACACAUAUAGGGAGGGUAUACAAAGAAAGGUUAGGACUUCCUCCAAAGAUAGUGAUUGGUUAUCAGUCCCAUGCAGACACAGCUACUAAGAGCGGCUCCACCACUAAAAAUAGGUUUGUUGUUUAAGAAGACACCUUCUGAGUAUUCUCAUAGGAGACUGCGUCAAGCAAUCGAGAUUUGGGAGCUGAACCAAAGCCUCUUCCAAAGCAGAGUGGACUGCAUUUAAAUUUGAUUUCCAUCUAAAUGUUGCUAAGAUAUAAGAGAAGUCUCAUUCGCCUUUGUCUUGUACUUCUGUGUUCACUUUUUUUUUUUUUUUUGGCUAGAGUGUCCAUUAUCCCAAUCAAAGAAUUACAGUACACAUCAUCCCCAGAAUCCAUGAAUGUGUUCCUGGCCCACUCUGUAAUAGCUUAGUAGAAUUACCAUUAUAAACACAUUUUACCCAUCCACAAUAUUCAAAAAAGAACUUGCAUUUCUAUACCUUAAAGGAAAAAAAUUCUGUUUAUGUUCCAUUGUAUGCAGGAGCAUAUUUUGCUGGUUUGAAAGAGUAUGAUGCAUACAGUUUUCUAGCAAUUUUCUUUGUUUCUUUUUACAGCAUUGUCUUUGCUGUACUCUUGCUGAUGGCUGCUAGAUUUUAAUUUAUUUGUUUCCCUACUUGAUAACAUUAGUGAUUCUGAUUUCAGUUUUUCAUUUGUUUUGCUUUUGUUUUUUUCCUCAUGUAACAUUGGUGAAGGAUCCAGGAAUAUGACACAAAGGUGGAAUAAACAUUAAUUUUGUGCAUUCUUUGGUAAUUUUUUUGUUUUUUUGUAACUACAAAGCUUUGCUACAAAUUUAUGCAUUUCAUUCAAAUCAGUGAUCUAUGUUUGUGUGAUUUCCUAAACAUAAUUGUGGAUUAUAAAAAAAAAAUGUAACAUCAUAAUUACAUUCCUAAUUAGAAUUAGUAUGUUUUUGUAUCUUUAUGCUGUAUUUUAACACUUUGUAUUACUUAGGUUGUUUUGCUUUGGUUAAAAAAUGGCUCAAGUAGAAAAGCGGUCCCAUUCAUAUUAAGACAGUGUACAAAACUGUAAAUAAAAUGUGUACAGUGAAUUGUCUUUUAGACAACUAGAUUUGUCCUUUUAUUUCUCCAUCUUUAUAGAAGGAAUUUGUAUUUCUUAUUGCCAGGCAGUCUCUAUUGUGUCUUAUAGUGUCUUCCACGUGAGCAGCAUAAGUUUGGAGCACUAGUUUAUUCUGUUUAUUAUAAUUUUUAAUAAAUUGAAUAGGUAGCAUCAUAUAUAUGGAAUUAAAUUGAUGUGACUAUCUUUGUUUUUUUAUAAAGGAAGGCAUAGUCCUUCAGUCAUAGGUAAAUAAUGUACUCUUAAUGUAUUAAAACACAAGAGAAUUGUUAUCUUGGUGCAUUACCAUUUGAUUGGUAGGAAUGGUAGUUGUAAAACUUGGUUGCUGAAUUGAGAUGUUCUUUUGUAAGUGUCAAAAUGAUAGCAUAGGGAAAGAGUACAGGUGGUGGGGGCAUAUACAUUAAGAAUUUUGUUAGUGUUGCUGUCUAAAUAGAAUGGAAUAAACAGGUACGAAGACUUAUAUUUAUAUUGGUAAAUUGGUGUAGUAUGGUUUUAUGUAAAUUUGAAACGUGAUCUACUCUUUGUAGGCAUUUGAAAGCACAUUUGAAAAAUUUUGUAUAUAGUUGUGUAUUUCAGAUGCAGUAAAAUGAAAUGGCUAUUGUAGACAAAAGAAUAAGCUAAACUUCUAGAUAGAAUGAAAAUGAUUAGAUGAGAGGAAAAUUUGUGUUUAAAUAGUCAUUAUGAAUUAAUCAUUUAAGAACUGAAAAGUUUGACAAAACUCAUAUAAAGUAAACAUGAAAUUAAUAGUAUUGACUUCAUUGAAGAAUUUUAAAACUUCAGUUUAAAGGGUGCCACAGGCUACCAUCUGAGUACUCUCAAUACCACAGACACCUCUUGUUCAGUAUUCUAGAAACACUGAAUCUCUUGUGUUUAUAAUCUCACUAGACUAUAGCUAAUAUCUGCUGCUUAAGCUUGGGUGCUUGGUUAAGUGAUUUAUUGUCUGUGUUGAUAUGUGUAGUUGUGAGCACUUCAAGAGCUUGCUUAUAAGUGAUGGUGGUGUGUUGGCAAUGGGUGGGAUUGGAGUAGUAUAUCUAUUAGAAAUUAAUGCUCUAGUUCCUUAAUUCUAAGAUGCAGUCCAUUUGAAGAAGCAUCAGCUUUCAGGAGUGGAGGAGGAAUAAUGCAUUAAAUGUACACAUUUCUGAAUUUUAAAAAACCUGGUUUAUAACAAGCAUUUGAUUAUCCUUAUCAUUACCAUUUUAGAAUCAUAAUCAGUUUUAUUUUAAGUCUUUUCCCAGUGGGUGGGGAGGAUGAUAAAUUACUGAGUCACUUUUGGCAGAUGCCACCUAAGUAUUACAGUGACUUGCAACUUUUCAUAAUUUCAUUAGCGUCUUUUCUAAAUAUAAGAUUAGACUAUAUGAUUUUUCUAACUUUUUUCUCCCUGUCCAACAGGAUAUUAUAAAUAAAUAUAUUUUCAUAAUAGAGAAUUAAAAUCUUUUAACAGAAUUGUAAUUAAUUGUAGGGUGUGACAUAUUUAACCAAUUUAAUUGUUAAUCCAAUUCUACAGAAGGAUUUGAGACAUACUGUAUAAGAAUUAAGUAAUUACAAUACUUAUGUAAUACUUACUUUGUGCCAGACAGUGUUCUAAGCACUUUACAUGCACUUUAACCUGCACAGUAAUUAUUUGAUGUAGGUGCUGUUAUCCCUGUUUUAUAGAUGAAACAGAAGCAGUGAGGAUGUAAGUCACUGUACAGCUUGUAAAUUGCAAAGUGUGGAUUUCAUUCCAGAGACCCUGUAAAUCACAUCAUACUCUUAAUCUUAAUAGUGUAGAGCCUAUCUUAGAGUCUGUGGUAGAUCACAUCAGAUUGUAGUCAUUUUAUAGGCCAGGCAUUUUACUUACAUUUUAUUUCCUUUGGUAAUGAAAACGUAAAAUAGUCCCCCUAGGCUCACUCUGUUAGCAAUCAACUAAAUUAAUCAUCUGGAGGAGUUUUGAGAAUGUGGAGAAAAAGAUACAGGAGUUCACAGAUACUGUUCAGUUGUAUUAGUUAAGUGGAUAUUUUCAUAUACAACUUUUAAGUGUCUAUAUCCUGUUAUCUUCUAAAAUAAAUGGUAAAAUAAAGCAAAAUUUUCAAGUUGAUAGGAGUAAAGGUUCUUAAAUACCAUAGUUUGCAUUUAAAAGGAUAAUUUUCUAAGGCAGUGUGAUAAUGCGAUGUUUUACAUUUUAAAAUUAAAACAAGUUAAUGACAA